Molecule: messenger RNA, 2531 nt
Organism: Aureobasidium pullulans EXF-150
Lineage: Eukaryota; Fungi; Ascomycota; Dothideomycetes; Dothideales; Saccotheciaceae
Exons: 9
Coding region: 135-2162 (675 amino acids)
Biological process (GO): DNA-templated transcription; regulation of DNA-templated transcription
Molecular function (GO): DNA binding; DNA-binding transcription factor activity, RNA polymerase II-specific; zinc ion binding
Source: RefSeq, a predicted model, not a curated record
AAAUCAUCCAAUGAGUUGAAUUUGAUUGCCACUACUACUCGUGCUCCUUUACGUGAUUUUACUAUCGAAACCUCGAUUCGUAAAUUUCCAUCAACGAUUAUUCUACAGUGACGACCCCACAUUCACGGUCAAUCAUGAGCACGGAGACGCAGACGCGACAGAAGACUUCAAUCUCUGGCAUUCGGAAGAAGCCGUUUGCUGUUCCUCCGGUCAAAGUUGCUUGCUUGUCAUGUCGUUCGUCGCGGAUUCGAUGUGAUGGGAAAGAACCAUGUUCUGGUUGCAAUCAUCGAGGAAAAGAAUGUGUAUAUGUCCAAAGUCGACGAGGCGGUGCUCGUGUGCCGAGGAGUAAGAGACAAGACAACGAAAAGGCGGAUUAUGUCAAGAUCGCACAAGAAUGUUUCGAUGAAUCAGUACCUACUAUGGUCAAGCCUGGGGCUGGAUUAACACAAUUGGAUCUGAGUCUAGACAAUACGGACAACUUGUUUGACAGCAUAUUCACAGCAGCACCUUUACCUCAACCAAUUGAGUUGGAUGAAACUCCUCGAGCAGCUGGCUCAGUGCGGAGAUAUCAUUGCGACGGUGACAUAUUGGAUGCUUACUACAUCUGGCUACAUCCGUUCUUUCCAAUCCUCCCACCAUCGGAAGCUACUCAUCCAAAAGACAACCCACAACUCUGGUUUCCGGAAUCUUCAGCAUGUACCUUUGAGCCACGAUCACCAGCUAGUCUGGCUAUCUCAGCAAUCUUGGCUCUAAUACCACAUCCGGAAGAGGGCGCACCAUUCUCCGAAGAAAGCAUAAAAGCCCGUCGAGAAGCCGCCCACCACUUUGCUAAACGCACAAUUGAGAGCAUAGAAAGUGACUCCGAGAUGCCGGAUUCUUCUAUCUCACCAGCACAGGCUCUUGUGAAUGGAUACUCACAUAUCUCAAGACCGGCUUUCCACUCAAGAGUACCGGUGGGGUUGGAAAGUGUGAUUGCGUUGAGCAUACUAAGUGUUUAUGAGUAUGCGCAACGGGGUAAUAUCACAAAGAUGAGGGAUCGAGCAAGUCAGGCUUUGAUGAUGGCAAUGAAUUUGUCGUUGCAUGAUCGAGGAACUGAGCUUAAUGGAUUCGCAGAGGCGAGAAGGAGGAUCUGGUGGAUGACGUACAUCUGUGUAUGUCAGGCUUCGAUUGUGAGCUCCGCGCCUCCAGCGAUACCGUUGUUUGACUCUCGAUUUACAACGAGCUUUCCACAAGCAUCAGAUCCAGAGGCAUGGCCCUUCUUCAUCAAAUCACAACAAACCAUUCUCCUGGCAACACAAUUCGUCUCUGCUGUAGGACGAGCAGUGGACGGCCGAGAAGACUGGACGGACGUUCCUACUCGAAUGCAGGAGUUGCACAAUACCAUAGAACCGCUGAUUGCACAGGCCAAUACCUGGACAGACAUCAAACCAGUGUCCACUGACCCAGAAGCCAUGAUCGCGUACUCGCUGAAGCAAAUGUCCAAGAUCAAGUUAAACAGUGCAAGGAUAAAACUCCACCGCUACAGCGCCUUCUUCGACAUCCCCGUCUUCAGCGAAAAACACUGCGAUCUCAAAAAAUCCGAACCUUUUCUCCCUCCCUCCUCCUCCUCCACCACUUCCGAUCCCCUCGACACAACCGCCCUGACAAACUCUCCAUCACCACAAUCCUGCAGUUGCAGUUCCUCCUCUUCUUUACCUUUGCAAUUGCCCACCUUGACCUCUUCUUCAGUCUCGCCUCCAAAUUCUACAUCCUCGGCUUCCACAAUGACGGAAUAUUUCCACCCUUUCCCCUUUAGCAGCCAUGAUUCUUCGCGGUUGUGUUUGAACUCCGCCCUCGCUAUCGCCGCCGCAUUCUCUGUAUUACCUCUUCCCUCCGCCACGGGUCCGUUGCUUCCACGCACCAUGCCCAGUUUCGCAUGUUGUGCCAUGCAAUCCGCGUAUGCUUUGUUGAUGGUAUAUCAUCGAACUUGGGUGCUGUGCCAUCAACAAGAACAAGAAGACGGCAGGGAAAAAGCCGAACAGCUGUUGGAUAGAUGUGAGGCGGGGUUGAGGGCUAUUCUAGAGGCGUUGGGGAAUUAUUCCGUCGCGUUCGAGGCGUUGGGGGGGAUGAGAGAUCAGAUACAAGCGGCGGUGGAUUGUUUGCGAUUAGGUGAUGAAGUUUGAGGAGGUGUAAAACGCGAGAAUAUUGGCGAAUGGUGUUUGCUACAAAUGAUGAAUUUAUUCAUUUUAUUCUCUGCCCGUCAAACAGCGAUUGAUGUGUGUUUUUUCUUUUCUCUUUAUUUGAAAUUGUUUCUCUGUGUGCACAUCUUCGAUUGACGUGCUCGUGCUCUACUCUAUCAAUGGUCGUGCUAUUAUCCACCCAUCAAGCGACCAUCUUUAUACCUUUUUGCCACAUCCAAUUACAUCCCAUCAACAUCCCAUCCCAUAGUAAAUCCAACUAACACACGCACCGUACACCUCACCAAACCUCCCCCUCCAACCCCACCUAACCGCCUUUACUUUCGCAAAAACACAUCAACACGUACCGUACAC